AUGGCUACCCCCAGUGUCCUUACCUUUGAUGCUGAGGGUCGUGCUGUUGACUUUGAGGUCUGGGUCGAUGACCUCCAGCUCUUCCUACAGUGCGAUAGGGCAGACGGACUCUCCCUGCUCGAUCUCACCUCUGGUGCCUCUACUGCCCCGCCUGCUGAUGCUGACAGCACUGUUCGCUCACAGUGGGCCACACGUGAUGCUGCUGCCCCUCUUGCUGUGCGUCGCCACUUACCGACCGCUGAGCCGGGAGACGCCGCACCGGCAAGGGCAAGGGGGUCAAGGGCGCUGGAGGGGCUGGCGGGGACGGUGGAGGUGGCGGUGGAGACAAUGGAGGGGGUGCGGGUGGUGGUGGGAGUGGUGACGGGGGUGGAGGUGUCGGUGGCAGCAGUGGAGGCGGAGGAGGCGGCGGCGGUGGUGGUGGGAGCGGAGGCGGCGGAGGUGGCGGAGGCGGCGGCGGCGGCGGUGGAGCUGGUCGCGGCUCUACGCAGAGGAGUGGCUCCGGUGGUGGUCCGCGCCACCAACAACAGCGCACUCGUGAGACCCCGUCCCCCCAGCAGCUUCGUGGGUGGUACGCUGGGCGUCAGCGAGUGCGGGGGCUCGCACUCCACCCAGCGCUGCUUCGGCCGCCUGACGGACGCUUGGCGUCACCAGUUCCCUGACGCCACUGAGAUCCCUCGCUGGGGAGAGCUGUCUAGGGCGGGGGUUGCUAUCUUUGAUCUUGACUAUGAUGCUAUUCUUGUUGCCAUGUAUGCUGGGUCUAAUAGUGAUGAGGGUGACUGUUACCUGUGUGUUCCGCCUGACCCGGGCAUUGAGGCUGCUGCUCUAGGUGCUGGUGAGGCUGCUGCUCUAGGUGCUAGUGCGUCUGGUGCCCCAGGUGCUGGUGAGUCUGCUCUCUCAGGUACCACGUCGGCUCAGGCCUUACACACCUUCACCCUUGACUCGGGUGCUUCCCGCUCCUUCUUUCAAGACCGCACCACGCUUACGCCGCUUAGUCGGCCGGUUGCGGUCUCCCUGGCGGACCCCUCUGGGGGUCCUAUCCUUGCUCACUUCUCCACUGUCUUACCGUGUCCGGCAGCCCCCUCUGGCACCCUGUCAGGUCUCUACCUCCCCUCGUUCUCUACGAACUUGACUCUCCUUUGGCACCACCGCCUUGGCCACCCCUCCUUACCUCGUCUCCGAGGCAUGGCCUCCCGUAUCCUUGUCUCUGGUCUCCCCCGGGCCCUCCCUCCCCUCCCUCCAAGGCCUGCCCCUACCUGCGUUCCCUGCGUCGAGGGGCGGCAGCGCGCCGCCCCUCACUCCUCCGUGUUUCCUCCGACAGAGGCUCCCCUGCGGACUCUUCACAUGGACGUGUGGGGCCCUGCUCGCGUCCGUGGCCAGGGUCACGAGCGUUACUUCCUGUUGGUGGUUGACGACUACUCGCGUUACACCACGGUGUUCCCCUUGCGCAGCAAGGGUGACAUCACUGAGGUGUUGAUCGACUGGAUCCGCACGGCUCGUCUCCAGCUCAGAAAGAGUUUCGGCUCGGACUCUGACAGAGGCAGGGAGUUCUCCUCUGCCCGUGUGGGAGCCUUCUGUCGUGCACAGGGCAUCCGCCAGACCUUCACGCUUCCGGCCUCUCCACAGCAAAAUGGGAUUGCUGAGCGCCGCAUUGGCAUGGUCAUGGACGUCGCUCAGACCUCCCCCACCUUGCGGUGGACGGGGAAGGUUGGCGAUGCAUCUGCGUUUUGUGUCUGGGGAUCUCGGGCGUUUGUCCGCGACUUGUCUGCGGACAAGCUGUCCCCCCGUGCUGUUCCCUGCGUCUUCCUUGGCUUCCCCCCCGACGCGCCUGGUUGGCAGUUUUACCACCCCACCUCGCGCCUUGUUCUGUCCUCCCAGGACGUCACCUUUGACGAGUCGGUGCCUUACUACCGUCUCUUCCCCUACCGCACUGCGCCCCUCCCCCCGCCGCCGCUCUUCCUUGCACCAGGUCCUCCCUCGGUAGACCCUCUCCCCCCUCAGGGUCCAGCCCCGUCAGGUGUGUCCCAGGUAGACGCAGUCAAGCCGGUCAAGGUAGCUGUUGACUCUAGUGCUGCAAGGGGUACUGAGCCUGCGGGUGCCGGGUCUGGGGGUGCUGAGCCUGGGGGUGCGGAGCCUGGGGGUGCUGAGUCUAGGGGUGCUGAGCCUGUGGGUGCCGAGUCUGGGGGUGCUAAGCCUGGGGGUGCGGAGCCUGGGGGUGCUGACUCUUGGGGUGCUGAGCCUGCGGGUGCCGGGUCUUGGGGUGCUGAGCCUGGGGGUGCGAAGCCUGGGGGUGCUGAGCCUGAAGGUGCGGAGCCUAGGGGUGUGGAGCCUGGGGGUGCUGGGUCUGCUCGUGUGGCCUGUGGCGGUGCGUCGUCGAGGCGGGAGCCACCCUCUCCGCAGGAGCUGCGCGAGUGGUUUGCCCGGCGCUGGAGCCAUGCUGCUGGAGCUGGAGGUGCUACUAUUGCUGCUGGUCCUAGAGGUGCUCCUACUAGAGGUACUGGAGCUGCUGGGACUGGGGGUGCUGCUGGGGCUACUGGAGUUGGUCCUGUUGGAGGUACUGCUGGAGCUUCUGGCGGUACUGGAGCUGACGGUCCUGCUGGAGCUGGAGCUGCUGGAGCUGGAGCAGUUGGGGGUGUUGGCGCUGGAGGUGCUGCUGGCGCUGGUGCUUCCGAGGGUGCUGGAGUUGGCGCUGUUGGAGCUAGAGGUGCUGCUGGCGCUGGUGCUGCCGCUGGGGGUACUGGUGUUUUUUCUGCUGAUUCUGGAGGCGCUGCGCGGCCGCGGCCGUACUUCGUUCCACUCCUUGAGCUGGUUCUUGGUCUCCCGCCUUCUACUGGUCCUGCUCCUCCCUUAGAGUGUCCACAGCCUAUCCAGUCGCGGUCACAGUUACAGCCCGCCUCCCCCCUGCCUGCUCCUUCUCCCUACACUGGUCCUACUGGAGGUCUUGCUGAGCGUCAGUCCUCUCUUCCUGUCCUUGCUGACUCGGAGUCUGACUCUCUUUUUGUUGCCAAUCCUACUGUCACACAUCUCCUGGCUACUGUUGUCACUCACCCUUCCUUUGAGUCCACUGCUGCGUCUGCCUUGGUUGCUGAGCUUGUCGACUUUGCUGCUCGAUGUCGUCUAGACUACGCUGCUAGUCUUGUUGCUGAGUCUGAGUCUGUCUGUCCUCCGUCCGUCGGGGGUGAGUGUGCUCUUAGCACGGACGUCCUUGAGGACAGGCAGGAGGAGUUCCAGUGUUUUGCGGCUGCUUUGCCUCAUCUCGUGUCCACGCUGAUUGCCCCUGAGGGAGACCCGGAUGCACGAGACAUCCCGACUCCUCGAUCGUACGCUGAGGCGAUCGAGGGUCCCUACUCUUCACAGUGGCAGUCAGCCAUGGACGCAGAGAUGGCUUCCUGGAAGUCCACAGGCACCUACGUCGACGAGGUUCCCCCACCUGGGGCGAACAUCGUCAGUGGCAUGUGGAUUUUCAGGGUGAAGCGGCCGCCGGGUUCUCCGCCUGUCUUCAAGGCGCGUUACGUGGCUCGAGGCUUCAGUCAGCGGCAGGGAGUUGACUACUUUCAGACCUUCUCUCCCACCCCGAAGAUGACCACUCUUCGGGUGCUGCUGCACAUAGCCGCUCAGCGCGACUACGAGCUUCACUCUCUUGAUUUUAGCACAGCUUUCCUGCAGGGCAGCCUGCACGAGGAGGUCUGGCUACGCCGCCCACCUGGCUUCACUGGGUCGUUUCCCCCUGGUACCAAGUGGAGCCUCCGGCGGCCAGUCUACGGUCUCCGCCAGGCGCCCCGUGAGUGGCACGGCACACUGAGGACUACACUUGCGGCUCUUGAGUUUGCUCCUUCUACUGCCAACCCGUCGCUGUUUUUACGCACCGACACCUCUUUGCCGCCGUUCUACAUCCUUGUGUACGUCGACGACUUGGUCUUUGCCACUGCUGACACUGCUGGACUCGCCCACGUGAAGUCCGAGCUGCAGAAGAGACACACGUGCACAGACCUGGGUGAACUCCGCAGCUACCUUGGCUUGCAGAUCACCCGGGACAAAGCACAGCGCACCAUUACCCUGACUCAGUCACACAUGGGGCAGCAGGUCUUUCAGCGCUUCGACUUCACGUACUCCUCGCCUCAAGCCACUCCUCUGUCUACUCGUUACUCGCUCUCAGCUCUACCUUCGGAUGAGUCUACAGAGCUGAGUGGCCCGUACCUAGAGCUUGUUGGCUGCCUCAUGUACCUGAUGACCUGCACACGACUGUUAUAG
Messenger RNA from Closterium sp. NIES-65, 4248 nucleotides. The record is from the annotation of a GenBank genome assembly. Lineage: Eukaryota; Viridiplantae; Streptophyta; Zygnematophyceae; Desmidiales; Closteriaceae.